AUGGAGACCAGUCAGGACUCCUCUCUGUUCCUGGUGAACAUUUUGGAGGAGCUGGACACCAAGCAAAACAGGGUCUCCUACCAGGAUCUUUGCAAAUCGUUAUGUGCCCGGUUUGAUUUGUCCCAGCUGGCCAAGUUACGGAGCGUGCUCUUCUACACUGCCUGCCUGGAUCCCAAUUUCCCUGCAACCUUGUUCAAAGACAAAAUGAGGUGCACUGUAAACAACCAGCAGUCAAAGAAGAUCAUGGUUGCGGCAGACAUUGUGACAAUAUUUAACCUCAUCCAGAUGAAUGGGGGUGUAGCCAAGGAAAAGCUUCCCGUGGGACGUGAGAAGGUGAGGAAGAAGGAGUCGCUGGAGUCCUGCCGAUCUGACACAGAAGUGUGCAGUAUGGUGGACUGUGUGAUCAACUGUGAAUUGCGAGAUGGGGACUUUAGCCAAGGGUACUCAAGCAGGAGGUCAUCCAAAUGCAGGAAGGGAGACGGCAAAGACUGUCCUCAGUUUGUUCCUGCUUCUGAGCCAAACUUUUUGCUUGGGGUCAGUAAAGAAAUGAAAGGUCGAGUGGCUUCUCUCGAUCGCUUGCAGGCGCUGGCAUCAUAUGCCAUCACCAGCUCCCCUCCGUGUGAAAUGCAGAGCACCUAUUUCCCCAUGAACAUCGACACUGAAUCGAUGUCGGACCAGGACUCCUUACCCAUUACUGCCAGCAUUAAGGAGACAUUCACUGCAACUGAGGAGCCCUUUGUGAUGCAGUCAUGUGUGCAGAAGCGCAACAUAUUCAAGGAAGACUUCCACAAUCUCAUCACCAUCUCACCCAACUUGAUCUCUCCCACUAGCAAAGCAGACGACGAGCUUGCCGAGCCCACAAACAGGAAGGAGACUCCCAAGCAAGCUUUCUUCAAUCACAGUUUCGAAAUGCCAUACAGCAGCCAAUACUUGAAUCCCAUUUAUUCCCCCUUACCGGAUAAAAGGCGGGUCAAGCAUGAAAGCUUAGACGAUCUCCAGGCUUCUACUUACUUUGGCCCAACAACCAUUCUUGGACCACAAGAUUCGAAACGAUGGUUAGGAAAGCCAAGCAAACAAACUCCAUGGCCAGUUAAGAGCUGGAGUUUGAAUACUGAAGAAGUACCUGAUUUUGAAAGAUCCUUUUUUAACAGGAAACAGUCAGAAGAGAAGCCUCGAUACCAGGGUUCAAACAGCCAGCCUUCCAAUUUCCCAGCUGCUGAGAGGCUUCAACCUUAUCACAACCCAAAGGAUCAGCAACCGAUGAUGCAGUCCAGCUAUGCUGUGAAACCGAAUGGGCACAAACCCAAAGAUAUCCCCUCCAUUUUAGAAGUAGAAAAGCACGAGCCCAUCAAAAAAUUUAAAGACAAAAGUAUCAACUGCACUUCUGUUCAGCUUCUAAGUAUGGAGAAAACCAACAAUGUUGGGACACAGACGGACCAACAGGGGUUGGAGCACAAAAAGGGCAAAGAGGUGGGUCACUCAAACCAGAAUAAAUAUGGUGAGCGGCAUUCUCUUAAGCAAUCAGAUGAUGACUCUGAAAUUGUAAGCGAUGAUAUCAGUGAUAUAUUCAGGUUUCUGGAUGACACGAGUAUCUGUGGAUCUACAGGAGUAAUGCAAUCCUCUUGCUACAACAGCACUGGGUCACUUUCUCAGAUACAUAAAUCAGACUGUGAAAGUUCCCCUGAGCACCACCUGGCAAAAAUUUCCAAUGAGAACACCAGUAACAAACUUGACAAAGCGUCUCGCUUGGAGAUCAGCAGCACGGAUGAUGAACUGAAAACCAGUGUCUGCAAACUAGUCCUAAGGAUUGGAGAAAUUGAGAAGAAACUAGAGUCCCUUUCGAGUGUCAGGGAGGAAAUAUCCCAGGUACUGGGAAAGCUAAAUAAGCUGGAUCAAAAGAUUCAGCAGCCAGAGAAAGUGAGUGUCCAGCUAGAUCUUAAUUCCUUAACAAGUGAGGUUCAAUCAGAAGAAAGCACCUCCCCUAGGCUCUUUUCAUGCCACAAUUCUUCACACGGUGGCAAACUGGAGAAUAAUCCAGACUGGUGCUGUUCAGAUGCCAGUGGCAGUAACAGUGAAAGCCUUCGGGUCAAAGCCUUAAAAAAAAGCUUAUUCACGAGGAGGUCUUCGAGGUCAUUGACAGAGGAGAAUAGUGCCACAGAAUCCAAGAUAGCGAGCAUUUCUAACUCUCCCAGAGACUGGCGAGCGGUCACGUACACCAACCAAGCUGGCAUCACAGAGGAAGAGAUGAAAGACCGAGGUGGGGGUGAAAACAAAGAAUGGCACAGAAAAUCCAAAGAGGCAGACAGGCAAUACGAAAUUCCACAGCCGCACAGACACUCCAAGCCAUCCAAAGACACUUUCUUGAUUGAGCAAGUCUUUAGUCCCCAUCCUUAUCCCGCAUCGCUCAAGUCACACAUGAAGACCAACCCUCUCUACACAGACAUGCGACUGACGGAACUGGCAGAAGUGAAGCGGGUGCAACCAUCCUGGACCAUUGAGGAGUACACCAGGAACUCGGGCGAGAAAGGGAAGCUGGCCUCCUUGGAUCUUCAGACCCAAGAAUCUUUAAAUCCAAACAAUUUAGAAUACUGGAUGGAGGACAUAUAUACACCAGGCUACGAUUCGUUACUGAAGCGCAAAGAAGCUGAAUUCAGAAGAGCCAAAGUUUGCAAAAUAACCGCAUUGAUUGCUGCAGCUGCCUGUACAGUAAUCCUGGUCAUUGUUGUUCCCAUAUGUACUAUGAAAUCAUGA
This is a messenger RNA of Varanus komodoensis (Komodo dragon), 2751 nucleotides long. RefSeq names its product membrane integral NOTCH2 associated receptor 1 (gene MINAR1). Lineage: Eukaryota; Metazoa; Chordata; Lepidosauria; Squamata; Varanidae. Gene Ontology annotation, biological process: negative regulation of TOR signaling; negative regulation of cell population proliferation. The coding region runs from base 1 to 2751 and encodes 916 amino acids. The transcript is spliced from 3 exons. The record is from RefSeq and is a predicted model, not a curated record. Gene Ontology annotation, cellular component: plasma membrane.